AAAAAGACAUCAAACUGCACAUUUUAUAUCCCGAAUAUUUUGUGCAUAGAUUGAAGUGUUAGAAUGAUAAUUGACGUUGGUAAGUCUCAGCAUGCUAUUUCAGGAAAAAAAAGUAAAAUAAAUGGAGACACUUGGAAUAUGUUCAAAGUUUCAACCGAGGUGGUAAAAUACAAAAGCAGCUCAGAAUGUGACUGGAACUGCAUAAAUAUGAUGUUGCUAUUUUGAAGUGGGGGUGGAGGGUGUUCUGUAGUUUCUACUUGAGCUGCGGAUGCUGUUUAUGCAAUAAUAUUGAGAGAUGGAAAUAUGUAAUCUGCUGUCUGCUUCUGCCAAGAAAGAAGCAGACAUUUCCAGCGCUGAAUUGUCGAUCUGCUGCUUGUGCUGGAACUCGAAAUUCGUGCAGCAUUAAAUAGUAACGCGAGAGUUGAAACUUACCUCCUCACUGUACAACUGUCAAAGGACAAGUGGAAUCGCGCAUGACCCAGGAAUAGAGUCUACUGUAAGGCCCUGGAAGAUAAUAAUCUAAACAGAAAAUUAAGGUAAGACGCCCGAUUCUGGUUCCGCCUCCCUUCAAUUUGGAGGCCGCCUCGUAUUUUCCAUCAUUUUCUUUGCUUUUACUCUGACGAUUGUCAAUCGACAGGGGCAACUUUAGGCAGUGCAAACUGUGUUUCUGCCUUUUUUUUUCCGCUGCAAGCUUUAGUUCGCCUGCUUCUUUAAAAUGUCGCCAUUUUGCCUUAGCGUUGGUGCAAGCUGGAUUUUGCCACAGUGCUGUUUGAAACAAUGUAUCCACGGGUGAAAUGGCAACAUCGGGCAUUGUCGGCGAGUUGAAGGAGGAAGUUCGCGCUUUGUAUGCUAAUGAAGCAAGAAAUGGCGGAUUCCAGUAUUGUGGGAAAAGUUCGUGGAACUAAAGGCCGCAAUGAAAGGGGACUUGGUAACCAUAGUAAAGGAACGGCAACCAGAAUUAAAACAUCUGCUCACACCGUCACGUAUGGACAUGCUGACAAAGUAGAAAGCAGACGGAAGGGAAGACACAAACCAGAGGAUAAAGAUCUUAAGGAAAUUCCAGUCAUUGGUUCAAGGAAGUAUAGUCACCAUUGUCUUCAAUGUGAAGCUUCAUUUGUAUCUAAAUCCCAACUGGAAAAGCAUAAUCAAUGGAAACAUGAAGAAAGAACACAGGCAACAGAAAUGGAUAGGAAAGUUGCAAAAACAGUUGGUCGAGGUAGAGGUAGAAAAAGGGUUACUGAAAAUGCAGAAACUUCACCAAAAAAGUGUAAGCAACAGAAGAGAGAAUUAAGUAGGCACUCUGAAAACGGCGAAUGUGCAACACAGAACAGAGACAACAAUUUAACAAACACUACAAAGACUCAAGAAACUCUGACAUCCAAUGAACCGAGCAAAAGCAAGAAACAGAUAUCAUUUCCUGAAGAAGACCCUGAGCGAACAAAACACCGAAGGAAACAAAAAACACCUAAGAAGUUUACAGGGGAGCAGCCAUCCAUAUCUGGAACUUUUGGAUUGAAAGGCCUGUCAAAACAAGAUGACAAGGGAAGGGGAAGAGGCAAGAAGAAAAAUAAAAGCUCAUGCACUGAAGAACUUCAAAGGAAACCUUUGGGAGUUCACAUAAAAAAAGAACCUGUCACAUAUUUACCAGGAAGUCAGGAAGAAAAGUGGCAUCAGGAAAUUACAGAGAAAGGAGAGGUUAUCUGUCCUAACUGCAUGACUGUGCACCGAAAGACUGUCGCAGGUUUGAAGAAGCACCUGGAAAUAUGCAAAGAGCUACAGGAUGCAUUGAAAUGCCAACAUUGCAGCAAGCAGUUUAAAUCUAAAGCUGGUUUGAAGUAUCACAUGAUGGCAGAACACAACAAUAAACCUGUGAUGAAUGCAGAGAAAUUACUGGAUGAACAGCAGGAACGUGAAAGACUCCGAAGUGUUCUUAAACAAAUGGGAAAACUGAAGUGCCCAAAUGAGGGUUGCACAACUACGUUUACCAGCCUAAUGGGCUACCAGUACCAUCUAAAAAGAUGUGGGAAGGAGCCUGAAGAUAUCGAAAAAGCUGUUUUCAUUUGUGAACAUUGCGAAAAAGAAUAUAAAUCAAAGGCUGGUCAUGACCAUCAUGUAAAAUCGGAACAUACAGUGAUAACUGAAGAUUCUGAUCAGAAAUCGGUUGAUGAAGAGUUAGAGAAUUCAUUUGAGAAAACACCAAGUGGCCGUAUUCGCCGAAGAUCUGCACAAGUGGCUGUUUUCCAUCUCCAGGAAAUUGCCGAAGAUGAACUAUCAAAACUUUGGACUAGAAGAAGAAAUAAAGAUGACUUAGUCCCAGAUAUCAAGAGACUUAAGUAUACUCGUCCUGGAUUCCCAACAUUCAACCCCACUCAACUGGAAAGUUGGAAAAAUGAGGUCAAAGAAAAUGGUCAGAUCUGCUGCCCAAAUAAUCAUUGUGAAGCAAUUUACUCAAGUUUUUCUGGACUAAAAGCUCAUCUAGCAACGUGUACUAAGGGUGAGCAUCUAGUUGGAAAAUACAGAUGCUUGAUUUGUCAGAAGGAGUUUAGCUCAGAAAGUGGAGUUAAGUACCACAUCAACAACUCUCAUUCUGAGAACUGGUUUACAGCCUCAGCAGAAACACCACAAAGAAGCAGAAGAGAACUGAAGGUUACAAAUUCAGAGCAGAAGCAAAAUACGAGCGGGAAGAAGAGAGGAAGAAAGCCCAAGGAAAAAGCUUCAGAGCUUUCAAGAAAGGACAAAGAGAUGGCAGGAACAAAGAUUACAGAUCAAAUAACCACCCAGUGUUCUCCAGGUUUGAAGAGCAAUAGCAAAGUGAAAAGGAAGAAUAUAUUAUCAAGCAGCAAAAAAGGAAACAUGAACAAGAUGCAAGGAGUUGCAAAAUGAAUGUCAAUAUAAAGAUACAGCUUCUCUGCUCUGGGGAAACAUUCAUCGGCCUCCAAGUACCAUAAAUGAAGAAUGAUAAAUUAAUAUAAGAUAGCACUACCUACCAGUAGCUCUUAAGUUUGAUAUAUUACGUACCUGCAUUUGGGUCCAGAGAAAGAUUCAGUGUCUGUGCAGAUAAAAGCCACUCCUUGCAUCUGAGUUAAAAAUGAAUGCAAACAGGAUACGAUCGUUUAGCACAAAAGAUUAUAUGGCUAUUUAAUACUGCUUUGUUACUAUAUACUGCUCUAUGACUUAAUAGUUUAUGAUUUUUUAUAAAGUAGACUCUAUUAUGGGGUAAAAGGUGUUAAAUAAAAAGAUUUGUUACACUUUUUAACUACAUUAAAAAUGUUGGUUUAUAGGUAGUAUUGGAUUGCACAUUGAUCAAAUCGGUUAUUUAUUUAUAUUGGUCAAAUUCUUUUAUUAUUUAAAAACAAAUUUAAUAAUUAAACUGCAAUCCAGGUCUAUUAGUUUAUAUUUAUAAUUAUUUAUCAAUAUAAACUAAUGUUUUUAUAUAUAACUAUAGAACCUAAGCUGUGUAUAUAUUUCCAAAAUAACUAUUAUAAAUGAUAUAGUAUACAUAUAUAUAAUAAAAUGUGGGGCUGAAGGUGGUAGGGGUAAUUUUAUACGCAGGUGCAUGAUUUUCAUACCAAUAAUUGUGGGUAGCUUCCUUGAUGGCAACAUGAACUAGUAAAAUUACUCCUUGAAUAUGGUGAACAGGGGCUCUCCUUAUUUCUUCAAUGCAUUGAAAUAAUUGCAGAAUGACUUGGUUCACAGAUUUAAUAUUUUCUCAUAAUUCACUGCCCAUUUUCAGGGUCUGGUAAUUCAGGAAUGAUACGUGAGUACUUCCAAGAGUCCAGCAUUUAGUGGCUCCUCAGUAUUUGGACAGGCACAUUUGUAUGUUGGGUUAAUAUUGAAAAUACAUCAUGUGAUAUUUUCUAUCAUUAACCUUGGUGCAUUAUAAAACAGGCGAGUUAGCAAUUCAAUGCCAGAGAUUUAAAAAAAACAAGGAGGGGGAAUCUUCUUUACAGCUAUUCAAUGACACACACGCUAUCUGCAGUAAUUUUCCUCCCGCCACCUUCAUCCCAGUGCAUGUAGUCAGAAGUACUGCAGACUGGCCACCACAAACAUCUAAAUGAGCCUGAAGCAGGAACAUCCACGAUAGUCAAAGCACAGGAAUGUGGACAGAUGCAAGGGCCGCAAAUCAAAAAACCAAGAUUGUAGUUUCUUUGGAUUAAGUUUUGAUAAUACUGCUUGGUUCAGUGUCUCUUUAAGCAAGAAUAAGGCACAAGAAGUAGAAUCUCUCUGCUUAAGAGCAUAGUGGGAGAACCUUCACCAAACUAAUUACAGCAGUUCAAGAAGGCAGCGCAUCAUUGCUUUCUUGAAGGCAAUUAGGGAUUGGCAAUAAAUGCUAGAUAUGUCAGUGAUACCCACAUCCUCUACCUUCACUUAUUGUGAGGAACCUUGAUAUAUGGCAUCAUGUACAAUGGAGGCAUAUGUUAAUGUUAAGAAGCUGAAAUAAAUUCAAAUAUACAAUAUGAAUGUAUCUAUUUAGACCAGAGGUUUUAAGUCACUGAGCCACAUAGAAAGAGUGAGCUCAGACAAACAGGCUUUUGAUGACCAAGUAACUCUGUACUAUUGUGUUUACGUUUCUAAUUCACUGGUUUGUCCUGUUUGAGCGAUGUAUACCUGGAGUUUUGUGAACAUUGCAGUCUCAUUGUUGGAUUAUUUCCAAAUCAUUAAACUAAGAUAUGAUAGUAUUAGUAAUUUGUGAUACAGGCAAAAUAAUUGGAUCAUCAAUUACAAUAUCAUGGCCUGGAAUUUCCUCUGCAUUUACACCCAAAUGGAAUGCAGAAAUAAUUAUGGGGCUUUUAAGAAAGCGGGAUGUUAGCUGAAAAUGAAUUUCCUGCAUACCUAUCUGUGCUAAGCAUAACAGAUUCUUUCACAUGUAUCCACUAAAUCCUUUGUUUAACCAAAUUUCCAACCACAUAACCCACCACACCUCCAUCUCUCAAAUAGGUGCUUCCUUAAAAUUGCAUUUUCUUGUGUUGUGGGUUGUUGGAAAGGGGUCUGCUUGGCAGACAAUGAAAAGCUGAACGUGGUGAUCAACAUUUCAGAUUCAUCAGGCAACAAAGUAAUUUUCUAAGUUUCUGAUUACAAUUUGAGUAUUUUUUAAAAUCAUCCUCGCUGAGAACUGCUUCAUAGUGAAAAUCUUCUACAAUUGCAAUUUCUUAUAUGUAGCUGAUGGAUGGUUAAGUAACCAUAUUAUUAUAUUUUAAGACUCAAAGACAUGCCAAUGUGGGUGUGCUAUUUCCUCGGAUUCCAAGUGUUUAUACUGAUCUAUGCCCAUUUAUACACAUUGUAAGUUUAGGUACAUUCUAAUUGGAUUGUAAAAACACUUGAUCUAACUCAACAUCAGCAAAAUGGGCUCAACUUGGAUACAUUUUCAGUUACAACUUCUGGAUUGUGCUGAGGGAGGAAAUUGCAGGCCUUUAAGUGGCCCCAGUAUUCAUGGUUGUCAUUCAACAGCUCACAGACUAACAGAUUGCAUAUUGCUGAUGUAGACGUUAUAUGUGUCAUUACCAAUGAGCCAGUCAGCAGCUGAGGAAGACACCCAUUGAGUUGGAACAUGUAAAAGAACUACACACACUGAAAUAGGAAUAAGACAGUCAUUCAGUGUCUGUAGCUAUAUGUUACCGCUUAGAUUUAAGAAAUUACAAGAAUUAUUUAAGAAAUAAUACUAGAUUGUAAGUAAUUUUAUAAAACAGUACAUUUGUUGCAGUUAAACUGCAUGAGAAAACGCUUUGGAUUUCCAAAACACUUGCUGCCCCUUGCACCCUCACUGGAAUAAAUUGUAAGAACCACCUAAAAAUUCUAGAGUUCCAUGAAGGUGUGUUAAAUGGGUGCAGCAGCAGGAUGGGAAUGAUUGUUUUGGAGACUGUGCUCAGAAUGGCUGGCAGCCAAUUGGGGCUAUGCUGUAGCAAGGGAAGAUCUGAACGGUAGGUGGGUGGGGGGAGGGGGAAGGAGUAGCUUCAUAGGUUAUUUGAUAAUUUGGAGAGGGAAAGGGACCAGCAGAUUGGAUGGUGGUGGUGAUGGGAUAGAAAGAUGGAAAUUGAACCAGCACUUUGUGGAGGGUAGGGUGGAAAUCAGACUGACAGUUUGGAUGGUGAUAAUCUUGAGUUCAGGGAGGUGGAAGAUCUAGCUUGAGACUUGCGUGAUCACAAGGUCGGGGAGUAACUUGUGCUGGGGACAGGGUGAACCCAAGAGCUGGGAAAUUGAGGGCUCUGGGUCCUGCAGUGCAGGUUGGGCUGGUGCAUUGUUGUGGAGUGGGACAAAGGAAUGAGGUAAGUAAAUCACUUACCUGACAGGUUGCCCAGGGAGUACCCACUGGUUCUUCCAGGAUAACAUUGUCCAGGUUCCCUGUAAUACUCCAAAAAGAGCACUGCCCAGGGAAUGAAAUCAUCGUAGUAUCUGAGAUGAGGAAAUCAUGUCAGGAAUGCAAGGAUGACUGACACCUGGAAGUUCCCAGUCAGAUUUCCAGAGUAACAUGAAAUGACCCUGAAAUGGACAUUGCCAUGCUUCACUCCGGGAGGAAAAGAAAUUAUGUUUAGCUGCAUAACACUGAAAAAGAAAGUGAUAUGCAAUUGAGUUUCUAGGUCAAUGCUUUUUAGAAGAAGAUGAUUUGUAUUAACUGUUAUUUUUUGGAUGUCUUUAUGUUUUGUGAAAUUCUCAUAUCUCUAUGAUUCAGUAAUUGAAUUGUACAUGCUAUUAUGCAAUUGAUUAAUUUUAGAAAAAUUGCUUUAUGUAAAGUAAUUGACAGCAGCACCUCCAAGUAAACCUUACAGCACUUAUAACAAUGUUGAAUUAAGAACUUGUCCAUAUUGGAACCAGCUAGUGAAAGGGGAAAAUUUUAAAUGACAUUGUUGUUUUAUUUAAGGUGUGAAGCUGGAAUACGAAUGUAUUUAUUAAGUUUGGGGUCAUGCACAUCCCAGUCCAAAUGGGUACAUAGCAAAUGCACUUUAAGGUACAUUUUAUGAUUAGAUUGAUCACUAGAUAGAGAUGCACACUGCUGCCAAAUAAAUAGGUUUCCAUCUAUAUCUACUGUAGUCUUCUAACAUACUGAAUAAAAAGCCAAGCAUUAUAUUAAAUCUUUUGUUUGUUAAAGAUAUUAUCCUGCCUAACUGUGGCCUAUGAGACUUUAGUGCAAAAAAAAAAUUGAAAUCUCACCUACAGGUUUCAACUAAUGCACUUUCUAUUCAUUAAGGUAGAGUACUUUGAUUUUAAAGUAAGAUUGAAUUAAGAAUGGGAUGCUAAUGCAGUGUGCAUUGGUAUUCAGUAAUUGAACAGCUCCCAGUAAUGAACUCUCAAAAACAGCAGUGCCAAGGAAUAACAUGGGAUUGAGAGGGAUUCAGGUUAGCCCUUAGAAAGCGUAAGUGAAAACCCAAGGGUUGUCUUCAUCAUGGGAGCAAAGUCAGCCACUCCUGAAAACUAAUUUUGUUCAGGAAAAUGAUCUGAUAAUUGACAAAGACACACACAAUUUACUUCUCCACCAAGCUGCCUAUGCUCAGGGUUUACAAAUUUUACAGAACUGAAGUGUGAGGCAAUGCUUAGCAGUUAAAUAAUAUCUCCUUUUUAUAAAAACUAAUUACAGAAACUGGUUUGUUUCUAUAUCUCAUGAGAACUUGAGAAUAAUUGAUUCCUUAGUUGUAUUUGUUUUUUCAUUUUUGUGAGCAUGGUAUUUCAGAACUGAGCUCCAUCAAGUAACAACAAAUUCAAUGCUCAAACAUAAAAGUAUGAACAUUCUGAUUCCUCAUUCAAGUUGAAACUAAAAACAAGAAUCAUAAGUUUGUUUAAAAAAUGUUUUGAAGUGUUUAAAAAAACAAGAAACAAUGUAUAAAUGCUUCAAGAAUGGAAAAUUUGAAAGAAAAAUUAAAUUUCCUUUUUAUUUAAAUUCAAUGUGCCAGCUUCUCACAUUAGUGAUGGAUGUGCCAUUGGCAACUAUGAGUGAUAUUUUUUGCAAGCAUCUAUUAUAUUCAGGGUGUGGAUGAGUGUGUGGAUCAAGAAUAACUUUAUAUUUUUGAGGGUAUGCCGCUGUCUUAUUUUACUUGUUCUCCGCAUGAUUUCCUUGGGCUAUAAUUCAUGAUCUUGUAAUGGCAGAUUAUCUACUUUUAAUGACAUUGGUGACUGAAAAGUCUAUGAGAAGGCUAGCAGUGAUGACCCUGUCAUUUUUGAUCUCUUGUAUUGAAGAUUCUGCCUAAAACAUUUUAGUAAUAAUGCAGUUUCAGAUGAUAAAUUGUAAAUACUUUUAACUCCCAUAAAGGAUUAUUUUUCAUCUUGCUGAGUUAAAAUUAUUUUGAUCAUCCUCUCUCACUCUACUACUGCUUCAUGUCUUUCAUAUAUAUUCACUUUCUUUUGUCCUCUUUCUUUAUUCUCUCAUUUUAAUGAUCUCUCAGUUGUCCCUAAACCUUUACCCAGGGAGAAGCUGCAGCACUGGAUCUUGGGUAAGUUAAAGCCAAAUGUAUCAAAGCUUUAGGUGGCCAUCAUUGGUAGUUCUUGUUUCUUGGCUUGAAGUGAAAGGAGGCUAGAAUCAUCUGGCUGAUCUAAGAGAACUGUUAGCUUUCUUUAAGAGCACAGUUUAGUGGUGAGGGUAUAUGCACACAAAGAUAGCACCAUGCUCAAAUUUUGUAGCUUUUUUUGAGGACAGUCUUUCUAAGUGAGCAGCACUCCUAUAGAAAUUUUCCUUCUUGACCCCAUCAAAGAGCCACAGAUAAGUAGUCUGAGCAUUUGAUCAAAAUAAUUCUACUCUAGAAGAAUGCACAGAAAAAUAAGACAGUCAAAUAUUAUUGCCUACUGCUCAGUGGGGGGAAUAAAGAGCGAUAACACCUGCUUUUGCUUUCCUUGGGACCCUCCUUUCCCUCCACUUUGGGCCUGUAGAGAGAUGCAGUGUGAAGACAGCUUCCUUCUGAAAUGAGUGCAGUCAAAUUGUGGUUGUCGGAACUCCAUCAGCUGUCAACAUUAUCUGAUUGAAUAAGCAACAGAAGAUCUGCCCAUUUGAAACAAAAUCCUCUUGCUCCCUUAGCCGGGAAGCUCUCAGGUCCUUUCACCUCAACCAAAGCUCUUAGUUCUUUCUCGUCUUUCACUCCUCUGUGCAAUACAGAGGAAACAAACUGGUCAACCAAUGAUUCAGUUUUGCCUGGGUGAUCCACAUUUCACUAUCCUAUUGAUCAUCUGUAUGUCUGUCACACAUGUCCACACAACAUUGUACCACUAGAACUACCAAGCCAUCCACAGAUUUUUUUUUAUGAGAACAGGUUGGAGCCAAUCAUCUUAACAACUAAAAACACUAUUGAAAAGAUUAGUGGUUAAAACUUGUUAACAAAAUUCAAAUACAAAUUUGUUUUAUAAACUUACAAAAUAUCUGAUUGCUUUGAUUACAUGCCAUGAUGACACCCACUUCCAUCCCCAAACAAUAUUGCUCUCCCUUUCCAGCUCUGAUGUAUAAUUGUGGAACAGCAGUACCAAAUGAAGGAGUACAUCACUGGGAAUGGAAGGAGAGGCAUGGUACUGUCUCUCUGAAUAGUUUAAAUCUCAGUAACAGACCAUUUGUUUUGGAUAAUAGUUUCUUUUUCCACAGGUGAGUGCCUUUUGUGAAUUGUAUUCACCAAUCAAAUGAUCUUGGUGGUCAAGUUCAAAGUGACAGGCGGGUAAAACGGCUGCAGGUCGGAUGUUAUUGUUCUACAUCAUGCUUAGUAUGGAACCAUCAAACAUUCCUAGGGUAGUUGUGUUAUGUUUAAGGUAAAAGAUUGCUAGUAUUGCUGCAAUUAUCUUAAAACUUAGAAAUUCUUAAAACAUCAGAUUUGAUUACCAUUGCAAUCAAUUCCAAUGGAACUGUCCUUGAGCUUGUCUGAAUGUGCUUACCCAGUUACUGCUGAACAGCUGUAAAUUUUGUAUUGAGAACUUAUGUGCUCUAAUUAAAAUCCCUUGGUUCACAAAUCACUUAACUGUGUGGUUUCUGAAUUAUUGAUCUGUACCACAUGAUUAAUUCUAACUGUGAAAGGAUUUCUGGGUUUUCUCCUACCUAUAAUUUAGUUUAUAGUACUGCUGAAUGUAAUAUAAUGAUGUAUAUGUAUAACUCUGUUUUUGAAUGAAAUUUUAUAAAACCUGGGAAAUCUUUUUUUGCAUUUAAAUCUUUAAGAUCAAGAACCACAGUGCAAAGUACACCUAAACAUGCAAUUGUAAGAUCCUAAUAUAUAUGGAAAACAGAGCUUCACGAAGACAAGACAGAUCAAAAUCUUAAAGUCUGAGGGGAAGGGUAUUUGGAGUUUAAGGUUUUUUUGUUGUUAAAUGAAAUAAUGGUUUAUCAUUAGUGUCAGAAAAUGUCAAAAGGAUAUUGACAGCACGAAGUUGGACCAGUUCAGCUGGCGAAAAUCAUUAAGUGUCUAUGUUAGCACCACUAGACAGUAUUUCAUUUGAGUGAGCUCUGUGUUCCCAUUGUUUGCAUAGUCUGCAUCGCUUUUUAACCACAAUUUUGUAUCUUAUUAAUAAUGUAUGUUUAUUUGUAUGCAACAAUACAGGUAUACACAAAAGAUUUUACUUCAUUAAAAUUUAUACUGAUGUUAUUGUGUCUCGUAUGUUUUAAGGCAUAGAUAGAAAAAUGAAAGAAUUGUGUUAGUGCUAGUUAACAGUAACAUACAAAUUGUGACCAACAUACUGUUCAUUUUCUUUUAAAUAUUCAAGUCACUUCAAGACUAUUUAAAAUCAUGA
Pristis pectinata (smalltooth sawfish) is the source of this 10683-nucleotide messenger RNA. It is a transcript of the gene znf512b, whose product is annotated as zinc finger protein 512B. Bases 847 to 2883 code for a protein of 678 amino acids. Gene Ontology annotation, molecular function: zinc ion binding. Lineage: Eukaryota; Metazoa; Chordata; Chondrichthyes; Rhinopristiformes; Pristidae. The transcript has 16 exons. The record is from RefSeq and is a predicted model, not a curated record.